CAGCUUUAAAUUUCCAUAUCGAAUUGGAUCCAUGUGAAAAUGCGUAUUGGAUUAUUGGAUGGAAAGCUUUUCCUUUGGGUACUAUUCUUUUUAGCAGUAGGAGUUGAACUACGCGGUUCAAAACCGGAAGCACAUUAUUGCUUUGGGGACAUCUGCAAUGAGAAUGGUGCAGACCAAUAUUGUGACGCGGCCUUCAAGUUCUGUCGACGCUGCGCUGACAUCCAGGAUGAAUGCUUUACAAUAAGACACGUACAGAACUGUACAGCGUUUUGCUACGAUCUUCACUAUAGACGUGAGAAGGAAAAGGAACGAGUGGCAGGAUGCCGCUUACCCACCCCACCAGCAAACGGAAAAUUUGAAACUACUUUGAGUCUUCUAGCUCAUAACACGACAUUAAGGUCAUCCUGUGACCGUGGUUACCGCUUGUCUGGCAGUCCACAACUACAAUGUGGGGAUUAUGGCAUUUGGCUCGGGACUGCACCCGAGUGUAUAGAGAUAACAUGCCCGUCACUGCCCGAAAUAUUUCAUGGCAUAUGGCACAUGAGUGUCCAAAACAGUACGCACUCGCCGGGCACGACAGGAUCAGUGCAUUGCGAACAUGGGUUCCGCUUUCAUGGAGAUCCGGACAGGACGUGUACUUUGGACGGAAAAUGGACGCCUCACACUCAAUACCUCGCCUGCAUUCCGGAUGAAGUGCAUCUUACCACAAUAACAACAGCUCUCACAAUUACAAUCCCCACUGUUGCUGUGAGCUUCAUUGCCCUUUGUAUUGUGGUAUUAAUACGAAAGCGCAGGAAAAAGAAGCGACAGCGAAGAAGGAGUUCGACAAAGCCCGACCCAGAAGAAACGAUUAUGCUUCAAGACGCCCCUGAUAGCACAGGAUCUGAAGCAAGCUCAAUAAUUUCUUGCUCACGUUCACCCGGGCGCUCUGUCUCUUUGGGCGAUAUCAUACCCCAUCAACUUUCAGAGGGGCAAAGUCGUGGGAUUCGAGAAGCCAGAUCAGCAACAAACCUGCCGACGCCGAACGUUGUGAACGUUAAAGUAAAUGUCGCCAUUCAUAACACAACUAAGUCAGACAGCGGCAUCAAUCUACGUGGAUCAGCAAAUUCCUCUGGCUCCUGUGUGAGCCAUGGUGACAAAUAUCCAAUCCAGGAGACUGGCGGUAACGCCCUAUUGAAUGAGAAUUCAACCAACAUCCAGCCGGUUGUGCAAUGAAGAAAAGAUCACUAUAAAAUGUAACUGCCGUUAUAAUUAAAAGCCCAUAUACACUCAAAAUCAACGAAUAUUUCGAACAAUAUUUUUUAAAAUAAAGUUAACACGUAAACAAUCAGUGUCCCUUUAAGCAAUAGCCCAAGUUUCAACUCUAGAUGUAGUCCUGUAACAUAGAUAUAACGAGAUACAAAAUUCUCAUUUUUAUUUUUUGUGCCACCAUAUAGUCCAUGUGAAUUUCCCACCACGAUAUCUGAACAUUUACGAGCGAACGCGAGAUGGCUUCGGGCAGCGUCGGAAGCACGACGCAUUGAUUCGUUGAUUUUUAGUAUUAAUGUGACUUAACUAUCUAUUAUAUUUACUUUAUGAUGCUAUAUUCUUAAAUCUAUUUCUAAAAAGAAGGGAUGUAGUCGACACUUGUUCGUAAUUUCAUUUAAUCGUUCCUCAAAGUGUUGUAACUCUGUUGCUCUGGUCUAUUUCCUACCAUUGAGUAAUUCAUUGGUAAUUAAAUUGAAUGCGUUUUAAUUCCCUUUUAUUAUUGUUUAAUGUGAGUAUUUUAUUAUAUAUUAUAAUUUAAUUUACACUUAUAUGUAUCGUGAAUAUUGCUGGGCCACGUACGAGGUUGAGCGCUCUAAAACCGAUUUAAACCCCAAUGCUUUGCAUUGACCGUUCAAAGGCAGUGACCCCGGCUUUAUUCUUAUAUGUGUUUAUGUUGUUUUGUAUUGUGCUGUUUUUGCUGUUUUGGCAAAUGGUCACUUGCCUUAAAAAAGGACCAACUAAUUGUAUAUAAUUAGAAUGCAAUACUGCUCCAGCAGCUGAAGUUUCACUUCUGUAUAUUAAAGUGAUAUUAUGCGCAUCUAACAGUAUUUGCUAUGUUUAUAGGUGUCUAUCGCAACCGUUGUUUAUUUUUGGUGUUUUCACUUCAUAUACACUUAUAUUUGUUAAUGCAGCAUCAACAUACUAAUACAUUAUCACGGAAAGAGAAAAAUAAUGCAUUGGAAUAUCAACCGUACUUUCGUUUGACAACUGAUCAUGCAUAUACGAUGUGAAUCUAAAUUUAGUUUUAGUGCAGAUUCGUUCAUUUGACACAAAGCCACAUUGUUGUUUUACGAAUCAUUUUAAUUUCCUGCAACGAUAUCUGUUCAUACGACACACGAACACUUAUUCCGAUCCUAAUAAAAAGACAGUUCCGCUCGGCUUAGAGGACUGGGACAGUCAUGUAAAAUAUUUAAUAUGUUUUUUUUAUAAACAAGUGGUAGCAAGAUGAGUUGCAGAUAAAUGGUUAGUUACCACAUUUUAACUAACUCUUUUGACCUGUUAAUUCUUUUCAGCUUAAUUCAACAGUAAAAAAAGCGCAUAAUAUCACUUUAAAGUGCUUUAUCAGCAAAUUAAUAUCAAUAACUUAUUUAUCAAAUAUUAUAAGUAUUCACUUAUCAUUAAAUGAGUAGUUUGACAUGUGCAAAAAGAAACAAUCUGCCUGUGAUUUUUGUUUUAUUUUUUACUUUUUACUUUCUUGGAAGGUUUAAAUAUUAUAUGUUAGUGCCCAUGUUGGUUGUAAUUUUCUACGCAUAUUAUGUUAGAAAACAACAACAUUUACUCACACACAUUCAAAUUAAUAGUAUUCAAUGUUGACAGCCGUUUAUUUUUUUACCGGACAGAUAUACUCGAAUCUGAUUCCUGAUAAUUAUGGUCAAGUACAGAAAGUGUUCUCACAAGUAAUUAUCAGCUGAAUACAGGCCCCAGUUAAUGAGGCAGUGCAGAUACGUCAGGGUAUGUGUAAUUGCAUUUUUACCAAAACUGCUUUAGGUACUAAAUGUGUACUAAAGCAGUGUUUACUUUUAUCUAAAUUUCUUUACCGAACCUCUUUCAGAAAAAGAUAUUUACUAGAUAAAUUAAAGUAUGGACAUUUACACACACAAAUACAAAAACGAUCAGAUUCAUUAAAUUAUAGCUUCUUCUAUAUAUGAUUUUGAUAAAGUUAUUAUCAAGGAAGUUCAAUUAUUUUAUUUUAUUUUUUCACGGACGCAAGCAAACAUAGCGUUUUUCUAGUUUCGUUUCAGAAGAUAUGUAUUUUUGCAAUCUAAAAAUGUACUGCUGUCAAAUGUUUCAGAAACGUGUGUGUAUUUUGUUGUAAGUGGUUUUGGUUAAUUGUUAUCGUUUGAACAUGUACAUGUAUUUGUCAGACAGAAGGGUACAUGUACCUGUGAUACUGCAUGUUUGUUGAAAUAUUCAGUGUGUUUAUCGUUUUAAAUUUGCAAUAAUACUGUACAGACAAAAUUGGGCGGCUAGAUAAAGAAUGGUCAGUGAAUGAUUUAUUUCAUAAGAACACAGGUUAAUGACGUCAGGAUGUGAAGUAUUGUACAUGUGUGUCUCUUUCAUACCGAUUUUAACAAAAUGAUCUGAUAGAUAUGAUAUUUGGAAAAAAAUGAAAUGUCUGCAUCAUCGUGUAUAUUUACAAUCUUGUGAUAUGGAAGAAAGAUGUUUUUAAAAUUGUUUUUCGCUGUUUGCAUAUCUUUUACGAUGUAUGAUAAAUUUAAAUUGUUUGAUUAUAAAAUGAGUAAACGUAUACCAAACAAA
Molecule: messenger RNA, 3786 nt
Organism: Dreissena polymorpha
Lineage: Eukaryota; Metazoa; Mollusca; Bivalvia; Myida; Dreissenidae
Product: sushi domain-containing protein 4-like
Exons: 9
Coding region: 40-1215 (391 amino acids)
Source: RefSeq, a predicted model, not a curated record